AUGGACAAACUCAAAUCGAUAACCAAGUACCUCCUUCCAUCGCCACAACAAUCAUCGGAUGGCCGGGACCAGUGGCCCUCUCGGACUGCCUUCCUUCUCGCGGCAAUGGGCGGAUGCGCUGGCAUGGGCAAUCUUCUUCGGUACCCGUCGCAAGUCUUCAACAACAACGGCCUGCAGUGGUUCAUACCAUACCUUAUGUGCGUCUUCCUCAUUGCCAUUCCCGUCCUGAUUCUCGAAAUCGCCAUUGGUCAGGCGUACCGUGGAGGUUGUGUGGUUGCCAACAACUCCAUUCAUCAUCGUUUGAAAGGCGUCGGGUUGAGUUUGCUAUAUGUUGGAUUCGUGGUCAGUCCAUACUUCGUGACAAAUCUGGCUUGGAUCAUGAUUUACUUUCGGAGCUCCUUUCAGAGCCCAUUGCCUUGGGAAGGGCGGGGCGAGGACUUCUUCUACGAGGACGUCGUGGCCAAUGUUGAGCCUGUGCCAGGUAUCCUUUCUGCAGAUGGGAACGAGGUCAUCAAGUAUACGUCGUACCCAGGGAUAGGCAUGAUAGGGGAGACUGUUGGAUGGACCGUGUUCACGUGGUUUCUGGUGUGGGUGUCCAUCUUCCGCGGCGUCGGGCUCACUGGGCGGGUAGUCUACUUCACAAUGGGGCUCCCGAUUGUCAUCACCAUCGUACUCGUCGGCCGGUCAUUGUCGCUUGAAAACGCAUCCCAGGGCGUCAAACUCUUCUGGGCCACUUGGAACGGUGAUAAGCUCGGGAGCGGCGAAAUCUGGCAGACGGCAUGCGGCCAAGUCUUCUUCUCAACCGGCGUCGGCUUCGGCUACUUCACCUCCUACGCAUCGUACAAUCAGAAAUACUCCAACGCCGUCAUGGACUCUAUUCUCAUAGUGAGCAGUAAUGUCCUUUUUGAGAACAUUGCCGCCUUUGCUGUAUAUGGUGUCGUUGGCUUUCUUGGCCUGUUCCCCCAGGAAGGUGUGCGUCUUGGCAGCUUCACCGUUGGCUUCAUCACUCUCCCUUCUGCCGUCACACAGAUGCCCGGUGCUAAUUUCUGGGCUGUUCUACUCUUCUUCACGUUGAUGGUUCUAGGGUACAGUUCCGCGUUUGCCAUGGUGGAUGCGCUGGUCACGCUGGUCAUGGAUGCGCAGCCCCGAUGGAAUCGCUCGGUUGUCGUGACAGUCAUUGUCAUUGUGUUCUUCUUGCUUUCUUUGCCGUAUUGCACAGAGUUUGGGUAUUAUCUCCUCACUGGCAUAGAUCGAUGGACAAAUGAUGUCGCGCUGGUAUUUGUUGUAUGGGCAGAAUGCGUCACUUCGACUACUGUAUAUCGGUGGAGAGACGUCGUUGGCCAAGUUGGACUUCCCGCCUUCAUUGGGUUUAACAGUGGCUUCUUUGGAGGUAUGAUCCUCGGCGUCGUAAUAGCUCAAGCGGUGUCGCCGGCCUCUGGAGCAGGUGUGGGCUUUGGGUUCUUCACUCUUUGCACCAUAGCCUCCGUCAUUAUUAGCAAAAGUCCAGAGGAGCGCACGCCCAAGUUCUGGCGAAAGAAUAUUUUCACUAAACGGCUAUGGUACUUGGGUUUCUACUCCGGCAAUCAACUUCGCCGAGACCUGAACGAGAUUAUUGGUUGCGGCAACAACUGGGGUAUCCCAUUCUUUUGGGCACCUCUCAUCCGCUACGUGUCUGCACCAAUUCUUGCAAUCGUAUAUAGCUUUUCCUACCCGUCCUUUUAUCAGCUUCGUGAAGACCCGCUUCAUAUCUUGGGGUUUGGUGUUGGCCAUGUUGCCUUGCUCAUUGUCGGAUGCGGUUUUGUUCUUCCCAGGUGGCUGGAUGUUCUGGUACCCCCGACUCGCCGGGGGGAAGGAAAGUUGGAUAUUGGAGCGAAUGCUUCGCCUCUAAAUUUACAGUUGGAUCGAACAGAUAGCUCUGAGGCGGCUGAGACGAGUAGCAAUAGAAAGCGGGGGACCGACCAUGUAAGAACAGCGCCGAACGAGUGA
Messenger RNA from Metarhizium brunneum ARSEF 3297, 1986 nucleotides. RefSeq names its product Sodium-dependent proline transporter (gene Slc6a7). The record is from RefSeq and is a predicted model, not a curated record. NCBI's taxonomy places the organism in Eukaryota, Fungi, Ascomycota, Sordariomycetes, Hypocreales, Clavicipitaceae. Gene Ontology annotation, cellular component: plasma membrane. Gene Ontology annotation, biological process: sodium ion transmembrane transport.